AUGCGAGAUGGUGUGUCAGACCAGCUCGGGACGGGUGUGUCAGACCAGCUCGGGACGAAGCAAAAAGUGUGGCGACCGGGCUACCAGUACUGGCAACUAUACCAUGUUCGUGCGUGUACCGAAUGUCAAAAGUCAAGCCGAAUACUCCGGUCCGAGAAGAAUCUACCAAAGUUGCUGAUCUUAUAUCAAUCGGAGCGGCGAUCGUGGCUUGAAGGAUGCGUUCAUUGA
Messenger RNA from Plenodomus lingam JN3, 228 nucleotides. The record is from RefSeq and is a predicted model, not a curated record. Lineage: Eukaryota; Fungi; Ascomycota; Dothideomycetes; Pleosporales; Leptosphaeriaceae.